Molecule: messenger RNA, 1124 nt
Organism: Mus pahari (shrew mouse)
Lineage: Eukaryota; Metazoa; Chordata; Mammalia; Rodentia; Muridae
Gene: Pdlim4
Product: PDZ and LIM domain 4
Exons: 8
Coding region: 63-1025 (320 amino acids)
Biological process (GO): heart development; actin cytoskeleton organization; muscle structure development
Cellular component (GO): Z disc; filamentous actin; stress fiber
Molecular function (GO): muscle alpha-actinin binding; actin binding
Source: RefSeq, a predicted model, not a curated record
GGCAACGGCGGCGGCGACUCCUCCGUGUCCGGCUCCAGCUCCGGCUGCAGCUCCGGCCCGCGAUGACCCACUCGGUGACCCUGCGCGGCCCUUCACCCUGGGGCUUCCGCCUGGUGGGCGGCCGGGACUUCAGUGCUCCCCUCACCAUCUCGCGGGUUCAUGCUGGGAGCAAAGCGGCCCUGGCUGCCCUGUGCCCAGGUGACUUGAUCCAAGCCAUCAACGGCGAGAGCACUGAGCUCAUGACACACCUGGAGGCCCAGAACCGCAUUAAAGGCUGCCACGAUCAUCUUACGCUCUCGGUCAGCAGGCCUGAGAAUAAGAACUGGCCCAGUGCUCCUGAUGACAAGGCUCAAGCACAUAGGAUCCACAUUGACUCUGAGUCCCAGGUAGGCACUGGCAUGGCCUCACAAGAGGCCGCUAUAUCAGGGUCCCUUCAGCAGAAUCAUUCUGGCAUGUGCAAUAUUCCUUCCUGGCCCCCAAGGCUGCCAGGCCCAAGGCUGGAAAUACCAUGCUGGCCUUCCAUCUCUCCCCUUCCCAGUGCUGACACAGCCAGGGUUCUCCCUCGGAACCGGGACUGCAGGGUAGAUCUGGGUUCAGAGGUAUACAGGAUGUUAAGGGAGCCAGUAGAGCCCGCAGCCUCGGAGCCCAAACAGUCUGGAUCCUUCCGCUACCUGCAAGGCAUGCUAGAGGCUGGCGACGGUGGGGAUCGGCCUGGGUCCGGUGGUCCCCGGAACCUCAAACCAGCAGCCAGCAAGCUGGGUGCUCCACUGAGUGGCCUGCAGGGGCUACCAGAAUGUACGCGCUGCGGCCACGGGAUCGUGGGAACCAUCGUCAAGGCGAGGGACAAGCUCUACCAUCCCGAGUGCUUCAUGUGCAGCGACUGCGGCCUGAAUCUCAAACAGCGUGGAUACUUCUUCCUAGAUGAACGGCUAUACUGCGAGAACCACGCCAAGGCUCGAGUCAAGCCGCCGGAGGGAUAUGACGUGGUGGCUGUAUACCCCAAUGCCAAGGUGGAACUUGUCUGAGCUGGGAAAUCUUGUCUUGCCUCUGCUUCACUUAAUAUUCCCUCGUGGCCUGUGUAAAUAUAUGUCCUUCUGGCCUUUCUAAUAAAGUCCCUCUGCUUG